GGUCUUUCCCCGUGACGUCAGAGUCCAAUAUAUGACGGGCUAGAGGAAAGGAGCCGCCGGGAAGCUUUCGGGAGGAAGGGAGUCAGGUGGAUUUGUCAUCAGGGGAGGGUAUAAGGGAGAUGAAGAGUCUGGAACCAAUAUGUCUGCUGUCAGGCCCAGUCGUCACUACAAUCACGGCUCGCGCUCUCAUUGGUGGGCGGCCGAACCCUCUACGAUCCUUUGGCAAUUGCAGCAGUCGGGCGCGAAAUAGAUUCAACGGUAUACAUCAGCGCCAUUAGGAGCACUGUCAAUUCCAGAAGCACCGAGGGACCCCGUGGUUGGUUGGGGAGCCAGAAUUUCAAUUUUUAGCCCCCGUGAGCGUCAGUCUUUGGUGACAGAGGACAAAAAGUGGAGGUUGAGAGGCAGUAUGGCUGAUGCUGUGGUGGGAUCCGUCGCCCCAGUACCUCGUCAGAUAGGCUGUGGUCAGGUCGCGUCCUCCCACAUCGCCAGUCCUCCCUACUCCGAGUUCUUCACCUCUUUGCCCCAGAGCCACACCCCUCCGGCUCAGUACGCCCACACCUACGCCCACCACCAAGUCCAACAGGGCAUUCGAGGCGGGGGCGGCAGCGGCGGCAACAGCAGCGGCGGUGGCGGUGGGGACCUGGGCUGCAACAGUCCUCCCUCGGCCACUUCCAUAGGCAGCUUGACCCAGCUGGGUCAAGUGACGAACCAGGUGACUAGCGGACCCAAUCACCUGGCGGAUUACGGAGCGGCCUUCACGGCAGGCGUUCCCGCCUCCCUGCCGACGGCGGCGGCAGCCAGCGGCAGCAGCUCUACCACCAUCAACACGAUCAGCAACUCCAACAACAACAAUUCGUCGGGGCACGUGGCUGCGGCAGCUGCUGCAGCUGCUGGGAACGUCAGGACGGUCAACAUGCAGCAGGGCGGGUAUUGCGAGGAGGAGGAACUGCCUUCCUGCGCCUUCGCCCAUCCACACCUUCACAGUCUUCCAUUCCUCGUCCAUGGAGGCGAGGAGGGAGAGGAAGAAUAUUACCCGACAGGAUCUCCCUACAGGGUACAGCGCCAUGCCGCUAACAUAAGGGAAAGGAAAAGGAUGCUCAGUAUAAACUCAGCUUUUGAAGAACUGCGCACGCACGUCCCCACCUUCCCCUACGAGAAGCGACUGAGCAAGAUCGAUACCCUCCGCCUGGCCAUCGCCUACAUCGCCCUUCUGCGGGAACUCCUGACGACGGAGUUUGAUCCCAUCAGCCACAUCGAGAAGGGACUUCGAGGGGAACUGCCGUCGGAUCAGUGUCACAUCUGGAAUACGAGUGAUUUAACAGCCAGAUUAUCUUGGAUCAACUGGGAGAAUUUGGGCGUCAGCCCGAAUCGGAGAUCGAUGUUCUCUUCGCUGUCCCUCACAUCCGAUGCUCUCAAUAACUGAUCUCAGUGAUGAUCAGAAUAAAAGAAAAAAAAAAAAAAGAUCAGACGAGGAACGUGGAACAUGUAACGAGGAACGUGAAGGUUUGUACAGGGAAUAUGCACAAUGAACGUACGAUGGACAGUCUUUCUCGAAGCUGAAAUAGAUGAUGACUUACCUUCAGCAAACUUUGGAUAAGUCGUCGUUCUUUUGGAUACGCGACUGUUGAAUACUACAUGCAAGUCGUGCCAAUCAGCAUACAUGACGAUUUGAAUGCGCGGCGGUCGUGAAAAUGAACGUACACGACACGAAUGCACGUGAAAAAAAAAAUGUCCAAAAAGUAAAGUGAAAAUGGAAAUGUGGUGUAUUUUAUCAAACUUAAGGAUGCAAUGUUUUUGGCAAGAAUGGGUCAUGUUACCAAAGGUAAGUGUGAUUUAGGAAUGUGCUGUUCGGAAUUAUGAUGUUCAAGUAGUUAUAUUUUUAUUCCCGUGUCUGUCUGAAAUUCUAGAGUUUUCGGGUCAAUCAUUUUCAAGAACCGAGAAUCUCAUAGGUCUUACGAGAGCCUUAAAUUUGACUCCAGUCGUGUUCAGCUGCUCUUUCCAAACCUUUUGUUUAUUUUACUUCCAUUUGCUGUUCGUGAUUGUUAAUUCGCAGUUUGGAUCGGUGUUCUGAUAAGUGAAAAAGAAAGUGCAGAUUCAUUUCUCAUGCUUUUACAUAUCCAGCAUCAACAUGGGAUUACUAUGAUUGUGGAUGCACUAGAAUUAAAUUCAUAAUAUCAUCUUUAAUUAGUUUUUGGUUUUUUUCACUGGUUCAGAAAGUGGCAUUUGAGCGCUAUGAGAAUAUUUCGGAAAGUGGUUCAGAUUAUAAAUUUAACUCCCUUAGAUAGCUCAGUGAAGAUCACACAGUGCAUAAGGUGAUAAGUUUUAACAAUGAAAAAUAAACAGGA
Macrobrachium nipponense is the source of this 2345-nucleotide messenger RNA. It is a transcript of the gene Fer2, whose product is annotated as class E basic helix-loop-helix protein 22-like. The record is from RefSeq and is a predicted model, not a curated record. Bases 407 to 1423 code for a protein of 338 amino acids. Lineage: Eukaryota; Metazoa; Arthropoda; Malacostraca; Decapoda; Palaemonidae. Gene Ontology annotation, biological process: regulation of transcription by RNA polymerase II; developmental process. The transcript has 4 exons. Gene Ontology annotation, molecular function: DNA-binding transcription factor activity, RNA polymerase II-specific; protein dimerization activity; RNA polymerase II transcription regulatory region sequence-specific DNA binding.